UGCAAGAAUGCCAUCCGAUUCGUCAACAAAGUGUGGGACCUUCGAAAAGAUGGCUUCCGUUUCACCAUUUUUCUUCUGAUCCAUUAUUUCUACGAUCUAUUUGAUUUGCUAAAUUAACCUCUCUCUCUCUCAAUCUCUCUCGUAAGUGCUUAUUUUCUUCAGAAUCAUACAUUGCGAAUACUGCAUUGUGGAAGAGCUGCAGGUGCCGAAAGAUAUUACGGAACAAAUUUAAUUUCGUUCGUCAUAAUUAAAAGCGUAGAUUGGGAUUAGAAGAUGUCGGAAGGUGAAUCGGCAGAGGCGGACCAAUUCGAGAAUGAUCCGUCUGUUCGGCAAUUUGUUGCGAAUGGGAUUUGCAUGAAAACAAAUGAAUUCGAAGAAAAGCUCGAUGCGGGAAACAUUCAAGAGGCUGAAUCUGCAUUGCGAGACGGUUUAUCGCUCAAUUUCGAGGAAGCAAGAGCUCUUCUUGGGAAAUUGGAAUAUCAGCGAGGAAAUCUCGAAAGUGCUUUACGUGUCUUUGACGGCAUCGAUCUUCAAGCGGCCGUACAACGCAUGCAACAUUCAUUAGGCGAUAAACAGCCUUCCAAAAAGGGUCGCUCUCGAAGCGAAUCGUUAUCCGCUGUCUCACAACAUGCUACUAACCUCGUACUCGAGGCCAUAUACUUGAAAGCCAAGUCUCUUCAGAAGCUGGGAAAGUUACCUGAGGCUGCUCAAGAGUGCAGAAGUGUACUUGAUGCAGUAGAAAAGAUAUUUACCGAUGGUAUACCUGACGUGUUGGUAGAAAAUAAGCUUCAAGAAACCGUUAGUCAUGCCGUUGAGCUUCUCCCAGAGUUAUGGAAGCAAGCUGGCAACUACACGGAAGCCAUGUCAGCAUAUCGACGGGCCCUACUAAGUCAAUGGAACCUCGACAAUGAAUGUUGCGCGAGGGUUCAAAAAGCGUUUGCGGUUUUUUUACUGUACAGUGGAGUGGAGGUGGGCCCGCCCAGUUUAGCUGUACAAAUAGACGGUUCUUACGUACCUAAAAACAAUCUCGAGGAAGCCAUUUUGCUCUUGAUGAUUCUCAUGCGAAAGUUCUACCUCGGAAAAACAAAGUGGGACCCGUCUGUGCUCGAGCACCUCACUUUCUCUCUCUCUCUCUGCAGCCAAACUUCGGUUUUGGUGAAGCAGAUUGAAGAGGCGAUUCCAGGAGAGAUACAACGUAUCGAACGAUGGAAAGCAAUGGCACUUUCCUUAAGCGGGGCCGGACAAAAUAGUUCCGCUCUGGAUUUGCUUAGAAUGUCUCUACACAAACACGAGGAGCCGAACGAUGUCAUGUCGUUGCUUUUGGCUGCCAAAAUAUGUAGCGAGAAUGUGUUGCUUGCUUCCGAGGGAGUGAAGUACGCGCAAAACGCAAUCGCGAAUUCAAACGGACCGAAUUCAUCACAUUUGAAAGGUGUGGGCUUACGUAUGUUGGGCCUUUGCUUAGGGAAGCAAGCGAAACUCUCUUCUUCAGAUUUUGAAAGGUCUCGUCUUCAAUCGGAGGCACUGAAAUCGUUAGACAGUGCAUUAUCGUUAGAGCCCGAAAAUUCGGAUUUGAUAUUCGAAUUAGGUGUUCAUUAUGCCGAGCAUCGGAAUAUGGAUGCGGCUUUGAGAUACGCUAAGCAGUAUUUAGAUGCAACCGGUGGAUCUAUGAUUCGGGGUUGGAGAUUGCUUGCUUUGGUUUUGUCUUCUCAGCAGAGGUUUUUGGAGGCCGAAGUUGUUACUGAUGCCGCUUUAGACGAGACUUCGAAGUGGGACCAAGGCUCGCUUCUUCGAAUGAAAGCUAAGCUGAAAAUAUCGCAGUCGCUUCAUAAAGAUGCUAUCGAGACUUAUCGGUAUCUUCUUGCAUUGGUACAAGCACAAAGGAAAUCUUAUGGACCUCUCGGAGUUGCGCCUCAGGUGGAGGAUGAUAACAUAGACGAAUACGAAGUAUGGCAUGGACUAGCGAAAUUAUACUCUAUUCUUUCACAUUGGAAGGAUGCGGAGGUGUGUUUGGAGAAAGCUCGGACGUUGAAAGAGUAUUCAGCUGAAUCACUGCACACCGAAGGUGUUAUGCAUGAAAAACAAGGGCGCGUAAGUGAGGCUUUAGCUGCGUAUAUAAAUGCGCUUCUGUUGGAACCAAAGUAUGUACCUUGCAAGAUAUUAAUCGGGAAUGUGAUGUGUAAGAUGGGGCCGAAGAUGUUGCCUGUGGCACGAACUCUACUUUCCGAUGCAUUGAGAAUCGAGCCGACCAAUUAUAUGGCUUGGUACCAUUUAGGCAUUGUUCAUAAAGACGAUGGAAGAAUCGCUGAUGCUGUCGACUGUUUCCAAGCAGCUUCCGUGCUCGAAGAAUCCGAACCAAUCGAAAGUUUCAGUACUAUUCGAUGAUCUUUUUUUUUUGUCUAACUUAAUUAUCCAAGUCUUCAUUCUUUGAUUUUUUGUUGAAUUCACUUUCUUUUUCUGUUUCAAUAGUCACAUUUCCUCCUUUUUUUUUAUGGUUUUCGGUUUGAAGCCAAGAACUUGUGUACAUUUGUCGAACGAGGGUCGUUUAAUGAAAAGACCUGUAAAAAAAGCUUUGUUAAUAGUAAGAGACAUUAUUGU
This is a messenger RNA of Erythranthe guttata (spotted monkey flower), 2595 nucleotides long. The record is from RefSeq and is a predicted model, not a curated record. Lineage: Eukaryota; Viridiplantae; Streptophyta; Magnoliopsida; Lamiales; Phrymaceae.